AAAAAAUCUGUAAAACUUUAAUGAAAAAGCCUUCCGACCGGGUCACGUGGACAGCGUCAUUCGUCAUAAGACUAACAAUAUGGCUGCUUACACGGUCGGAUUUGUUUUCGUUAAUCGGACAUAUUUAUUUAUUUAAGAUAUACAGUUUUGACGUGAAAUUUGGUGUGUACAGUAGAAAAAUAAGAAAAAAAAACCUAAGUAUUCCCUGUCUAAGGGCGGUCUGGACAGAAGACUGGAUUUGGAAGGCAUUAUUUCUCAGUAAUAUUCGGUCGGUGUUAGCUGGAGUCCCAGUCAUGGCAUCUUCAUUUGUUGUUGGGGAUACAUUUAGAAAGAAAGUGUCAGAGUUGCUGGACAACAAAAACUCGCGUCUGCCUCAAACGCUGAGGGACGAGCUGGAGCAACUUUUGGAAAAAUCCCAUCCAACGAUUCUGUCUUUCAGCACCGCGAGAAAACUGAAGAAACACCUUGAGGACGCAGGGCAUCCUUUCUAUCUACACGAAUGUCUGGGGGACAGCCAUCUGCACCUGCCUGAGGUUGUGAGGCCUCCCCGGAACCCUGUGUUGGUGGCGCGCCUUAAGAAAAUCAAAGCGAAACUUGCCAAUGAGGAAUACAACAGGAUGACCCGUAACGUCAACACUCAGGAAAUCAACAGAAAUGGAACAUUAGCAGAUUUUGGACAGCAAGUGCGCUCUGUCAAAGCAGUGGUGGUGACCGUUUUCAACUUCCUGGUGACGGUGGUGGCUGCUUUUGCCUGUUCCUACAUGGGCAGUCAGUACCUGUUCGCUGAGACCGCGGCGCGGGUCAUCUUGGCUGUGAUCGCUGCCUCCGUGGUCGGGCUUGCUGAGCUGUACGUUCUGGUUCGGACCAUGGAGGGAGAUCUGGGCGAGCCAUAGCGCCUCUUAAUUAAAAAUAUUAUUUCUUUUUUUUUCUUAAUUAAAUUUCUUUUUGUAAAAUAUUUGUGAUUCUGAGUGAAAUGAACUUUGAUGGCGCGUUUUCCGAGAGAGAUUGGCAGUUUUCCCUAUUUUUCUUUCUGACAACAGAUGUUUUUGUAUUUAUUUCCUGUUAUUUUUGUCAUUUCUUUUCUAAAAAACACACCCCUGUUUUUGUCUAAACAGAAUGCCCUGACACUGCCAUUCUAUUGUAAGAUAUAGUCAUGUUUAAUAAAUGUGAUUAAUGCUGAAUGAGUUCCAUGAAAGUCAGAGUUAAUGCUUCAUAAUUGUGUCUCCCUUCCCACAGAAUGUCUAUUAUCUUAGUCCUAAUGUUCACCAUCAGCAUCUUUAAACUAUGAGGUCAAAUAGAUGGUAUUAUCUGACAUUGUGAUAUUAUUUGGAAUAAUCUGGUAGAAAAAUAUGGCUAUUCAGGUGGACGCUGACAUUUUAUUCCACACACCUCACACAUAGUGUUAUAGAAGAAAUGUUUCAGUCAUGAAUCAUUCAGAUCUUUUAUUUUGACAGUUUUUUUAAACCAAAUUAGAUGUAACUACGAGCCACAGCACGGCACAUGCUGCUCAUCAUCUGAGGAUGGACCGGGCUCAUUUUAAGACUGAUUUUCGAACACAAAUAACUCAUUUAAGAGCAUCUGCUUCCUCCAUUUUUUUUUAAACCAAAGCCUCUGUUGCUGUUUACUGAUGUGUUUUCAUUUGAUGUGUGUUUUCUGGUCUGUUUAUUGCUAUAUUGUUUCUGAUCUGAAGACUUACUGGGCAAGCCGACAGUGAAAAACAAACGAUUAAUGUGAUUUUCUGGCUCUGAACAGUAACACCAUGUCUUUCUAAACUGAUCGCAUACAGCACACAAUAUCCCUUUUCACUGAUCCCUUUUUCAGAUAUCAAUUUAUGCUUCUGUAUAUCACACUGCCCUGCACUUGUUAAGUCCUGUUUUAUUACUGAAUGGAUUAAAAACAUCUAACUACAUCUGGCAUCCACAAAAAAAGUAUCUUCCUAAGAUCUGAGAUUUGACACCCGGAUUAAAGGUUUAUGGAAA
Molecule: messenger RNA, 1979 nt
Organism: Menidia menidia (Atlantic silverside)
Lineage: Eukaryota; Metazoa; Chordata; Actinopteri; Atheriniformes; Atherinopsidae
Source: the annotation of a GenBank genome assembly